AUGGACGAUAUUGCCGUACCGAUUGCGUCAACGUCUGGCGCCGACGAUUCACUGAUUUCGUUUCAACACUCAUGGCCGCUUAAAAUCUGCAGCAGACAAAUCGAGGACGAGUCUAUAAUUCUAAAUGUUUCGCGACCGUUCUCAACAUCCUACAAGCACGUGCAAUUCACAUGGGCGCUUCGACUCACCGAUGAGUACGUACUUUUGCACAACGACUCGACGCGUCACGCCCUUCUACACCUCUACUACAAGGAAGGACCAUGUCCGGAGGUGACCGUCGAAGAGGUGCGCGCUCAACUCAUCGACCCAUUGAGCGGCGACACCGUCUUCAACGGUCUGAGUCUCGCUCAGACCGAAUUUCAGCGCGGAAGCGGCUGGCCGAUUCACAUGUGCAAGGAUAUUCGCGGCGAGUUCACCAAAUUCAUUCACGAGCGCGUCGAGUCCAAUCUCAUUGUGGUUGUCGAGAUUAGAAUGAAGGCAUCGCUAUUCGAACCGCUCAACUAUUUGCCCGACGUCGAGUCGGCAUUCCGAAGUCAACGCAUCGAGAAGGCGUGCCACAAGUUUGUCGACGACGUCGUCGCCGGCAAAAUUCGCAUUCCGGACCUCGAGCACGUCGAUGAGCAGCACGCCGACAAAUUCACAAUUCAUCGCCUCAUUUUCAUUUACGGCGUCGAUUCGGUGCUCAACGAGAUCAUCGGCAACGACACGAGCACAGAGGUGUGCGAUCAUCUCGUCCGAAAUACGUUCGCUCACAUCUAUUUCGAGCGUGUGCUCUCACGUGAGAUGACAUUCCUCGAUGAUGUGCUCACACUUCUCGAGGGCGUCACCUAUGCGCACAUUCCCGCGCUGCGCAAAGAGUUGGAGCGAUUCAUUUGCCAAGAGGUCAUCCAAGAGUCGAUGGACACGUCGUUCGCCAAAAAAAUGCUGCUGAUCGCCGAGAAGUACAAUUUGAAUGUGCUCAAGAUGGUCGUCAACGGGCUGCUCGUCGAUCAGAUCAUCGCCAACUCGAAUCCGCCGAAAGAGCUCGUCAACAUCACGCACGAGUUGCAGCAAAUGGCGCAAGAAAUACACGAGCACGAGAACAUGGAAACACUAGUGGGCACCGUUGUCACCGAUCUUCAAGAGCUAACGCGACGCGUUCGACGCGUCUCGCUAUCGCAUUCGCCGUCGCAAUCAUCGCACAGCAGCUCGCCACUAGCGACGCCAACCAAUGGCGGCGCGUCGCCGUCGGUUCCGCCGCCGUUCGAUUCGCCGACAAGCCGCUUCAAACGCGUCUCGCUAGUCUAA
Molecule: messenger RNA, 1287 nt
Organism: Caenorhabditis bovis
Lineage: Eukaryota; Metazoa; Nematoda; Chromadorea; Rhabditida; Rhabditidae
Source: the annotation of a GenBank genome assembly